Molecule: messenger RNA, 535 nt
Organism: Cyanistes caeruleus (blue tit)
Lineage: Eukaryota; Metazoa; Chordata; Aves; Passeriformes; Paridae
Source: RefSeq, a predicted model, not a curated record
UAUUUUCUUUUUUGUGCAUAUAGGAGUAUAUCAGAUAAGCAGACAAAUCAAAGCUCAUGAUGGCAGUGUGUUCACACUCUGUCAAAUGAGGAAUGGAAUGCUGCUAACUGGAGGUGGGAAAGAUCGAAAGAUCAUCCUGUGGGAUCAUGAUUUGAAUCCUGAAAGGGAAAUUGAGGUUCCUGACCAGUAUGGAACAAUCAGAGCAGUAGCAGAAGGAAAAGCUGAUCAAUUUUUAGUGGGUACUUCACGAAACUUUGUUUUGAGGGGAACGUUUAAUGAUGGUUUUGUAGUGGAGGUACAGGGACAUACAGAUGAGCUCUGGGGACUGGCAUCUCAUCCUUUCAAAGACUUAUUUUUAACAUGUGCCCAAGAUAGGCAAGUUUGUAUGUGGAACUCUGUGGACCACACACUGGAAUGGACCAGGCUGCUAGAUGUAUGUCAACCCUUUAAUUUAAAUAUAAAGCUAGAAAAUGGGAAAAAGCAUUCAAUUUCUGGAACAUUCUUGUCCCACCUGAUUGCAAACAAAAAUCCUAAA